UUUGCCAGGACUAAUGAAUUCAAGCACUUGGACUCUCUACAACUCGCUGUUUAUCAAUGCCUCUGACAGGAGGAAGAUUUUUCUUUUGCCCUCGCUUUUUCUAGAAACAUGACAACAUCCUGGCUGUUGGAGUGGCAUGGAAAGGAGAGAGGGGCUGUGUAAGGAAGCGGAACAGGGAGGUCCCGUGGGCUGGGACACUGGGGUCUGGGGCAGAGCAGGUAGUAGUGCGCAGCCGGGACAGCUGUCCCUGCCCCUCAGAGCGUCUGCGGCUGCUAUGCAGCAGGUGCAGACUGGUCUCUCUCUGAGUCUUGACUCCACACACGCAACGACUGGCCAAGGCAGUGGCUGGCCCUGGAUUACACAAGUGCAGACUCUCAACUAAGUGAGCUGGAAGCCCCAGGAGAAGGCCGGGCCUCGGGUGCCCACAUGAUCAGCGCAGCCAGGGUACCUGCAGAUAGACCAGUACGCAUCGCCUUUAGUCUCAAUGAUGCCCCAGAUGAUGCAUCGUCUGAAGAUGCCAUUCCUUUGGUCUUCCCAGAGCUAGAGCAGCAGCUCCAGCCUCUGCCGCCGUGUCACGACUCCGCAGAAUCCAUGCAGGUGUUUAAACAGCACUGCCAAAUAGCAGAGGAGUACCAUGAGGUCAAGAAGGAGAUCGCCUUGCUGGAGGAAAGGAAAAAGGAGCUCAUUGCCAAGCUGGACCAGGCAGAAAAGGAGAAGCAGGACGCUGCUCAGCUGGUUCGGGAGUUCGAGGCGCUGACGGAGGAGAACCGGACGCUGAAGAUGGCCCAGUCUCAGUGUGUGGAACAACUGGAAAAGCUCAGAAUCCAGUAUCAGAAGAGGCAAGGGUCCUCCUAGCGCCAGCUGAUGGAAUGUGGGCAUACGAGGUUGCUGGCUGCUGUGCUAUGUGCUGGCCAACGAGAUUUGUAUCUGAAAAGGGACAGAGAGCAAAAUCUACUGCUUCUCUUUAUCACCCACAUGGCAAAUGUCUAGAAUGAGUUUAGUGCUGCCUAGCUUCCAGCUUGAGAGAGGGAUAUUUUAUUUUAAGCGAGGUCGUUAAUGCAAAGCUAUCACCACCAGUGUAUAUUUUCAGAGAUCAGAGUUCUUUUCCAAAGAUUUAUAGAUAUAUAUAUAUUUCUUAUUUAGAAAGAUAGGAUCAUACUGUACAUUAGAGUAGAAAAUAAUAAAAAACAGAAUAUUGACUGGUCCCACUGAAAACCAUGAGUCAUAAAACAAGCCGGUAGGAUGUUCACUGUAGUUUCAUAUCCGUGCAUUUAAAAAUUUUAUGACUUUUCAUAUUUCAAGUCUGCUCAACGACAAACCAUAGGAACAACUGAAAUUGGUUGAGUCGGACGUAAUUCUCCAGUGAUUGACUGCCCUAAGAAUAAAUGGUUGCGUAGCCUAAGUGCUUUCUCAUGAAAAUGUUAGCAGACAUUGCGCCCACACCCAAAGCUCACUGGCCAGUGCUGACUAGCUGUGUUAUAAAGAAUCAGGGCUGCUGCACUUUCUUUGCUCUGUGUGAGCACACACUGGGUACAUUCACCAUGGCUGUGUGUGUCUUGGGGAUCUGGGCCUGGGGAAAGUGGAAAGAAACUGUUCAGACACUACUUGGUUGAAUGUCUGUGGAAGAUCAGUGGAGUGACACAGCUCUUGCCGUGUGUGGGGUUUCUGGAAAUGUGUUGGAUCAGUAGUAACUGACAGGAAUGUGCUUGCGAAUUCAGGGGUAAAGUGAUUUCCCUUCGUACCAGCCGCCACACUUUCCCACCCAUUGUCCUGUGUCCGUUUCUAUUUACAUGACUUCUUUUUCAUUAAACAUGGAUCAAAAGUGCA
This is a messenger RNA of Mesocricetus auratus (golden hamster), 1827 nucleotides long. RefSeq names its product MAP3K7 C-terminal like (gene Map3k7cl). The transcript is spliced from 5 exons. Gene Ontology annotation, cellular component: nucleus; cytosol. Bases 427 to 855 code for a protein of 142 amino acids. The record is from RefSeq and is a predicted model, not a curated record. NCBI's taxonomy places the organism in Eukaryota, Metazoa, Chordata, Mammalia, Rodentia, Cricetidae.